Erigeron canadensis is the source of this 2999-nucleotide messenger RNA. RefSeq names its product leucine-rich repeat receptor protein kinase HPCA1-like. The transcript is spliced from 19 exons. The coding region runs from base 16 to 2847 and encodes 943 amino acids. Gene Ontology annotation, molecular function: ATP binding; protein kinase activity; protein binding. Gene Ontology annotation, biological process: protein phosphorylation. NCBI's taxonomy places the organism in Eukaryota, Viridiplantae, Streptophyta, Magnoliopsida, Asterales, Asteraceae. The record is from RefSeq and is a predicted model, not a curated record.
GUUGAGUUUAGAGGAAUGGUUUCGAGCAUUCGAUUAUGGGUGUUGAUCAUAGUUUGCAGUCAGAUUCUGGUCAUUUUCGCAAGAACAGAUCCAAAUGAUCUUGGUGUGCUAAAUGCAAUCAAGUCUAGCUGGCAGAAUCUACCACCAAAUUGGAGGGGUUCAGAUCCCUGUAGAAGCAGAUGGGAAGGAGUUAACUGUACCAACUCUCGUGUAACUACCCUAGAUCUGGCAGGUAUUGGAGUGACAACCAAUGACAUUGGAGACAUUCCAUCUCUUUCCAUGUUGAUAUAUUUAGAUCUUUCCAACAACAGAGGGAUUAAAGCUGUUCUUCCACAAUCUAUACAGAAAUUGCAGAAUUUAACGACAUUAAUCCUGGUCGGCUGCAGUUUUAGGGGUCCAAUUCCCGAUUCAAUAGGAUCCCUCAAGAAGCUGGUCUAUUUGGGACUCAAUAAUAAUAGCUUCAUUGGACCUAUCCCACCAUCCAUUGGUAAUUUAACUAAUCUAUCAUGGUUAGAUCUAAGCGAUAAUCAGCUUACAGGAUCCAUCCCUGUGUCUAAUGGAACAGUCUUAGGCCUUGACAUGCUUCUGAAAGCAAGACACUUUCAUUUGGCAAAUAAUCGGUUAUCUGGUCCCAUUCAAUCUCGCCUUUUCAGUGCAAAUAUGAGCCUAAUACAUGUUAUUGUUAACAACAAUCAAUUAAAUGGAACAAUUCCUCCCUCAAUUGGACUUGUGCGGACUCUUGAAACCAUACGCCUGGACUCGAAUUUCUUGACUGGGACAGUGCCUCAGAACAUAACGAACCUCAAAUCUGUCAGUGAGCUACACUUGUCAAACAACUUCCUGACGGGACCUGUCCCAAAUCUUGAUGGAAUGAACUCCCUCACUUACGUGGACAUGAGCAAUAAUAGUUUCAAUACAUCAGAUGUUCCUACUUGGUUUACAAUUCCAUCGUUAACAACAUUGGUGAUGGACAAAACACAGAUUUCAGGAGUACUCCCAUCAGAUGUCUUCCAACCUCAGUUGGAGCGAUUGGAGCUAAGCAACAAUAGUCUUAAUGGAACCCUGGAUGUCGGGGACAGCUAUAGAAGUGACUUGAUUGUUGAUCUGACAUACAAUUCCAUUGCUGACUUCACCCAAAAGUCUGGAUAUAAUUUGAGUUUAAAUCUUUCCAAUAAUCCAGUUUGUGAAGGUGGGGCAACGGGAAGAUUUUGUGCAUCAGGAGAUCCCAAUACACCAAUUGGUUUACCAUCAAAUAAUUGUGCAUCUGUGCAUUGUGGCUCGAAUAGAAUGCUUAGUGCAAACUGUAAAUGCACAAAUCCAUACACAGGAAACAUAUAUUUUUUCUCACAUUCCUUCUCAAAUUUGGAUAAUGCGACCUACUAUACAACUCUCCUUCAAACUUUGACCAAUGCCUUCCAACUCAAUCAACUUCCCGUGGAAUCAGUUUCUUUUUCUAGUGCAACUAUUGAUGAAUUUAAAUACCUUAAGUAUAGAUUGCACAUCUUUCCCUCUGAUGAAGAUUAUUUUAAUCGUUCAUCGGUCUCAUCAAUUGGCACCAUCAUCAACCGCCAACUCUUUAAUCUCUCGUAUUAUGGACCAAUGUUCUUUCUUGAUGAAAAUUACUGUUGUUUUCCAGAAAACAAGUCAUCGAAUACUGGGAUCAUCAUUGGCGCUACAAUUGGUGGUUUUGUGAUUGCUUUGUUGUUAGCCUUGGCUAUAACUUAUGCUCUCUAUCAGAAAAGACAAGCGACAAAAGCAAAGCAAAAUAGUCCUUUCGCAUCUUGGGGGAUGGACAAUGGAAGUGAUGCUGGUGGUGUUCCUCAACUUAAAGGAGCAAAAUGGUGUUCAUUUGAAGAACUUAAACAAUGCACCAACAAUUUUUCAGAAGAAAACAUGAUUGGAUCUGGGGGAUAUGGAAAGGUAUAUAAAGGCACUCUCAAUACUGGUCAAGUAGUCGCUAUCAAACGAGCUCAACAAGGAUCAUUGCAGGGUGCCCAAGAAUUUAAAACUGAAAUUGAGCUUCUUUCGAGGAUUCAUCAUAAAAACGUUGUAGCCCUAGUUGGUUUCUGUUACGAGCAAGGUGAACAAAUGUUGGUCUAUGAGUACAUGCCAAAUGGUACUCUAAAGGAUAAUCUAGGGAAGGAGGGUAUCAGGUUGAACUGGAUGCGGAGGCUUAGGCUAGCUCUUGAUUCUGCCAAGGGCCUGACAUACUUGCAUGAGCUUGCUAACCCUCCCAUCAUACAUAGGGAUAUAAAAUCAAAUAACAUUCUGCUGGAUGAUCAUUUGAAUGCUAAAGUUGCUGAUUUUGGUUUGUCGAAACUAUUGGGAGAUGAUGGAAAGGGCUACGUUUCUACUCAAGUGAAGGGAACAUUGGGUUAUAUGGAUCCUGAAUAUUACAUGACCCAACAAUUGACGGAGAAGAGUGACGUUUACAGCUUUGGAGUUGUACUUUUAGAGUUAUUAACUGCAAGAUCACCAAUACAAAAAGGUAAAUAUAUCGUGAGAGAGUUUAGUGAGGUGUUUGACCAGUCAAGAGACCCAAAUGGCCUAUACAACAUUCUUGAUCCAUCUCUUGGUUCACCCGAAACACUUGGAGGUUUAACCAAGUUUGUGAACCUGGCAAUGAACUGUGUCAAAGAUUCAGGAGUUCAGCGGCCCAACAUGGGAGAGGUAGUGAGAGAGAUCGAGCGCAUUAUAGAUUUGGCGGCUUUAAGCAUGGAUUCAGAAUCGUCAUUAGUUUUUUCAAGUCAACGCACAGGAAAAGGGGAUCUUUAUCAUCUGUAUAAUGAUUCUGUUUCUGAUGUAAGCAGUUUGUCAGUACCAUUCGAAACUGAAAUGCGCAGGUAAAAUUGGGUGCAUAUGAUCAAAUGAAAAAAUGUAACUAGCUGUGGAUUGUGGGUGGUAUAUAUGUAUAAACUGUUAAAACCAAAACUGUUGGAAUGUAAAUUUAGAAAAAGAUCCGAAUUAUAUGAACUUUACUGUAUGUUGUUUUUAUGCAA